UUAAACAGUUUAAUUAAACUUCUAGCAGUUUAAUUAAUAACAGUUUAAUAAUAGUUUAAUUAAACUAUUUUAAUUCACUCAUGGCACUAUAGUAAUGUUUUUGUGCGGUGGUGUAGCGGUCCAUCCAUCCAUCCAUCCAUCCAAACAGUCAGCCCUACUUGUUUUUCAACAAUAAGCGGGAUUAACAAGCUAGAUGAUAUUGGUGAUGUGGAAAUGGAGCUCUGUAUAGCGCUUCUCUUAACAAUAAUGAAAUAGGGGGAAGUAUAAACUUUAAGAAAGCCACGGGCUAAAUAGCCCAUGAAAUGGUAAUAAUUUUGAAGAAUUGUUUUAGUUUAAGGAAGGAGUGCUGGUGUUGCAUCCAUUACUCUUGGUCCCUGACAAGAGGCCCUGAACUCCAACUGAGCUGUCCUUGGCUGCGAUUGUGUUCACUGGCAAUAUUGCUUCCUGAAGAACUCUAUUGAAGGGCAUAACCAUGAGACAUUUGCCUGGUCAUGUCUUCUCCUUUCUGGUACUGAUGCCCUUUUGGAUUCUGCAAAUAUCUUCCAUCAACCAAUGCAUUGUGAGAAGAGAAGUAGCUGACUGCAGUCAUCUGAAGUUGAAUCACAUACCUGAUGACCUCCCAACAAAUAUCACAGUAUUGAAUCUAACCCACAACCAACUCCGACGACUGCCACCUGCUAAUUUUACAAGAUAUAACCAACUUACUAUCUUGGAUGGAGGUUUUAACACCAUUUCAAAGCUGGAGCCAGAAUUGUGCCAAAAACUCCCCAUGUUGAAAGUCUUGAACCUUCAGCACAAUGAGUUAUCUCAACUUUCAGAUAAAACUUUUAUGUUUUGUCUGAAUUUGACAGAGCUCCAUCUAAUGUCUAACUCAAUCAGAAAAUUUGAAAACAAUCCCUUUAAAAACCAGAAGAACUUAAUCAAAUUAGAUCUGUCUCAUACUGGCUUAUCGUCUACAAAAUUAGGAACUCAGCCCCAACUGGAAAAUCUCCAAGAGCUUCUCUUAUCAAAUAAUAAAAUUCAUGCACUAAGAAGUGAGGAACUUGACUUCCUUGGUAAUUCUUCUUUACAAAAAUUAGAGUUGUCAUCAAAUCAAAUUAAAGAGUUCUCUCCAGGAUGUUUUCAUGCCAUUGGAAAAUUAUUCAGCCUUUUUUUGAACAAUGUUCAACUGGGUCCCAGCCUCACAGAGAAACUCUGUUUGGAAUUAUCAGGCACAAGCAUCCAGAAGCUGUUUCUGAGUAACACCCACUUGUCUAGAACCAACAACAUGACUUUCUUCGGACUAAAGCAGACAAAUCUCACUGUUCUUGAUCUUUCCCACAAUAGUUUAGAUGUGAUUGGCAAUAAUACCUUCACUUGGCUUCCCCAUCUGAAAUAUUUAUUCCUGCAGUAUAAUAAUAUACAGCAUCUUUCUUCUUUCUCUUUGCAUGGACUUUCCAGUCUUCAAUAUUUGAAUUUGAAGCGAUCUUUUGCUAAACAAACACAUCCCAGGAUUGAUGAUUUCUCCUUUCAGGGGCUGAAAUGUUUGGACUACCUUAACAUGGAUGAUAACAACAUUCCAGGCAUGAAAAGCCAUAUGUUCAGAGGAUUGGUAAAUCUCAAGAAUUUAAGUCUAUCCAGUGCUUUCACUGGCUUGCAAACUUUAACAAAUGAAACAUUUUUAUCACUCACUGAUUCUCCUUUACUCACACUCAACUUAACCAAAAAUCAAAUAUCAAAAAUAGAGCCUGGUGCUUUCACUUGGUUGGUCUAUUUAAAGGUACUUGACCUUGGCCUUAAUCAAAUUGAGCAAGAACUUACAGGUCAGGAAUGGAGAGGUCUAGGAAAUAUUUUUGAAAUCUACCUUUCCUAUAACAAAUACUUACAACUGACUAGUAAUUCCUUUGGAUUGGUCCCAAGCCUUGAACGUCUAAUGCUCCGAAGGGUGGCUCUUAAAAAUGUGAAUAGCUCUCCCUCACCUUUCCACCAUCUUCAUAACUUGACCAUUCUAGAUCUAAGCAACAACAACCUGGCUAACAUAAAUGAGGAAAUGUUGGAGGGUCUGGAAAAGCUAGAAAUUCUGGAUUUGCAGCAUAACAACUUAGAACGACUCUGGAAGAAUACAAACCCUGGCGGUCCUGUUCUUUUUCUAAAGGGUCUUUCUCAUCUCCACAUCCUUAAUUUAGAGUCCAAUGGCUUUGAUGAAAUCCCACCUGAGGCAUUCAAGGGCUUAUUUGAACUCAAGAGCCUUCAUUUAGGGUUGAAUAAUUUAAACAUUCUUCCACCGUCUGUCUUUGAUGACCAGGUGUCUCUAAAGUCACUGAGCCUUCAGAAGAAUCUCAUCACAUCAGUAGAAAAGAGUGUUUUUGAGCCAGUUUUCAAGAACCUGAGCAAUUUGGAUAUGAGCUUUAAUCCAUUUGACUGCACAUGUGAAAGUAUUGCCUGGUUUGUCAGUUGGAUGAAUAAGACUCAUACAAACAUCUCUGAGCUAUCAAGUCUUUACCUCUGCAACACUCCUCCACAGUAUCAUGGAUUCCCAGUGAUGCACUUUGAUACAUCACCCUGCAAAGACAGUGCCCCGUUUGAACUUCUCUUCAUGAUCAGCACGAGUGUGCUGUUGAUUUUUGUCAUGGCUGUAUUGCUUAUCCAUUUUGAAGGUUGGAGGAUAUCUUUCUAUUGGAAUGUUUCCAUACAUCGAGUUCUGGGCUUCAAAGAAGUAGACAAUCAGCCAGAACAGUUUGAAUAUACAGCAUAUAUAAUUCAUGCUCAUAAGGACAGAGAUUGGGUCUGGGAACAUUUCUCCCCAAUGGAAGAAAGAGACCAAUCUCUCAAAUUCUGUCUGGAAGAAAGAGACUUUGCAGCAGGUGCCCUUGGACUUGAAGCAAUUGUUAAGAGCAUCAAACGAAGCAGAAAAAUUAUUUUUGUUAUAACACAACAUCUAUUAAAAGACCCAUUGUGCAAAAGAUUCAAGGUACACCAUGCAGUUCAGCAAGCCAUCGAACAAAACCUGGAUUCCAUUAUAUUGAUUUUUCUUGAAGAAAUUCCUGAUUAUAAACUGAACUAUGCACUCUGUUUACGAAGAGGAAUGUUUAAGUCUCACUGCAUCUUGCACUGGCCGGUUCAGAAAGAAAGGAUACAUGCUUUCUAUCAUAAAUUGCAAGUAGCACUUGGAUCACGAAAUUCAGUGCAUUAAAUUGUUCAAAGGCUAAAUUAGUAAAAGAGUCACUGUUCAACUUAAAAAGUUUCAUGCUAAACUUAAGUUUUACUUUAGAGUAAUGUAGUGUGGUUACUCAUAUUUGUGGGUGAAGGUAUCUCUCUUCUAUGGAAAUAUAUCUCCCUCAUUCAGGCUUCUUACUGCCUGUGCAUUUUCCCUCUUGUAAGAAAAUCCCUCUACUAGUGAAUGCACAAAGGGUCUCUGAGGCUUAUCGUGACUUUGAAAGUUUCCUCAUUUUGUGACCAUUUGUUUGGGAUUCACUUACAAUAGAGUAGAGAUAAUUGUUUUCAUGAGGUUAUUUCAACUGCAAAAGGCAAAAGUGUUGGUAACCGUGACCUUCUAAAGCAAUGCAAUGGGAUAAUGAGCCAAUGAAAAUUAGAAAACACUGACACAUACACAGAUAGAUAAAUUCUGUCAGGAAGAAAGAGACUUUAUAGGUCCCAAGAGACCAGGGGUCCCAAAGUUCUCCUGCACCUGGGCCCUGAAUCCCCAUAAGCGAGCAUAUUUAUUUGAGUUUACACAAGGAAGGUUACCAUGGAUACAUGUACAAAGUAAAGCAUCUAUAUUAAUAUUACAAUCAGAGCUAAAACAGAGUUUUUAAGAGAGACUGGUUCCAUUGUCUUUUUGAGACAAGGACUGCAGCCCAGAGAAGGUCCAGACUCAGUGUCCAUACCUAUUUAGUACAAGGUUAAGUUGUCAAGAUCCCUGGCACAGCUGCCAGCCCAAGUAAAGAGCCAGCUGGCACCCCAGUCUCUUAGUCUUCUCCAGAGCUGUCUGUUUUAACCCUUCCUUCCCCAUGGCCAGCGCUCAGGGUUCUAAAUGCCUGCAAAGUGGCUUUCUAAACUCUCAAACCUUUUCCAGGUUUCACAGCUCAGCUUCAGAGUUCCCUCCAGAAAAGUAUUUAGAAAAAAAAUUAACUGCAGCUAUAUUUUUGUAUCAAAAAAGCUUUGUGUUUUAUGGUCACCAUGUUGAUUUGUGUUAAGUAAUACUUAAUUUGUCUAUUCCAGGGCAGAAAAUUUGACAAUGCAUUUUGAUUAUGUAAUGAAAUAAAAACUUGUACUAAAUACUUAUUUUUGUUUCCUAUCCUUUAAAUUCUAUUAGAGAAAUGUUUUAGAAAGGCUUUCUUCCUAAAAAGUUAGUCAGAAGGUAGACUUGGUUAAAAUAAAGAUUUUUCCCUUUCCUGACUCAAAAGACGAUGCUGUCCAAAUCACUUGAUUCUAUUGGGAUUUUUUGACUCUUGAUCUUGAAAAUCAUGAACAAUAAAAUCUCAAUCUCAAAAGCUAAUGAUUAUCAGCACAAGUUGAGAUAGAAUAUAUUGUUCCAGAAAAUAAAAUAUUAUC
This is a messenger RNA of Perognathus longimembris pacificus (Pacific pocket mouse), 4533 nucleotides long. It is a transcript of the gene Tlr3, whose product is annotated as toll like receptor 3. Gene Ontology annotation, biological process: toll-like receptor signaling pathway; immune response; inflammatory response. Gene Ontology annotation, molecular function: protein binding; transmembrane signaling receptor activity. Bases 473 to 3172 code for a protein of 899 amino acids. The transcript is spliced from 5 exons. The record is from RefSeq and is a predicted model, not a curated record. Gene Ontology annotation, cellular component: membrane. NCBI's taxonomy places the organism in Eukaryota, Metazoa, Chordata, Mammalia, Rodentia, Heteromyidae.